This is a messenger RNA of Linum trigynum, 2540 nucleotides long. NCBI's taxonomy places the organism in Eukaryota, Viridiplantae, Streptophyta, Magnoliopsida, Malpighiales, Linaceae. The record is from the annotation of a GenBank genome assembly.
ACAUUGUCCCAAACUUGCAAUUUACACUCACCUAAAAUCUAGAGCAAUUUAGCGUCCAAUGUAACAUUUGUUAUGUCUCAAAUUUUUGAGGUGUAGAAUUGUAGUGUAUACAAAGUAUUGUGACCAUUUCUAUAAUUAAUCCCCCUGUUAUCAUCACCUCUGCUUCGGUCUCGUUAUCUCGCUGCAGUCAAGAGGGGAAAAAGAACAACCACUUCGUCAGCCGCGAAUUUCAGGGGGGGAAAAGAUGGCGAAGGGCAAGAAAGAGCUGCUGUCGAAAGCGCCGUGGAGAGGAGACGACGACGAUGGCGAGGCCGACAAGUUCAAAGACGCUAAGCUCAAAGUCACAAAGCAACCUGGCUCCGACGCCAAAAUGCACCUCCCUGGCAAGAAGAAAGGCCGCCCCUCCGACUACGACGAAGACGACGACCAGCUCGAAAUUGACCCGGAGCUUCGUUACAGCUUCCACCGCAAUUACCAGUUCCUUCAGAGAGUAUUUAGCAUUGAUACAAUAGUGAAGCCACUCCCACCUGCGAUGGCUUACAAUGUCUCUCGUAACUUGAGCUUCUUCACUCGCAUCUUCACUCAGUUCUUUGACCCUGAAGGUAUUGCAAAUGCGCAGAAGUCACUUGGGUUAGGCCAAGAAGAGAAAGCUCGCAAAGUCCGUUGACCAGUUCCCUGAUAUCUUCCAGUAUUUCCCUCUGUUCAUCCAUUUGUACUUUUCAUGCAAGUAGUUCAUUUGUGCUCUCAAAGAGGAGGACAAUCCCAAAUACUGCUAUCAACUUUCAACUCCAUGCUUUCUGAGCAGAGUUUUAAAAUGUCAUGUUCUUCUAGUGACGGAUUGAGAUCCGAUUCUUGUUGGUUCCAUUUCUCGUUCCUUGGCUUUUGCUUUAGCUCCAUGACCAUGAGCAACCCCAGAUUUCAUUUUGGGAGGGGUACAUGUCUCUUGCUAUGACCACACUCAAUGAGAGUUGGAGAGCCAUGAAUGAUCCAGAUAUUAUACUGGUUUGGUUUGGUCUGGUGUUGAACCGAAUAGGCUUAGUCGCUUAGGAUCGACUCAAAGCAAAGUAGGGGAGGAGAGUUGCUUGAGAACCACCUUAGAUAUGGCUGGAUGUUAUGCGUGUUGGUUAUGUUGAUUGCUGUUCAUGGACUUUACCUUUAUGCAGUUUACUGUACAGCAUUAGUAGUUCCCACCGGCUCUCUUGCCUGUGUAUUACUCCUUCAUCUAACAAUCUAAACUCUUCUCAGUAAGAGAUGGUUCCUGUAUGCUCUUUCUCCUGUCACUCAUUUUGUUCAGGCUUCCAACUGGAAUAUCACUGAUUAGCUGUUGUAUGAUUUUAUUGAUAAAUGUUGAAAAUUAUAUCAUAUACUAUAUUCUUAAACCAUUACCUGGCAAACAACUUAGAAACAUACCUUUCAUUUUUAUUUCACAUAUUCUGGUCAAAGGACAGUUCAUCAUCAUAAUACCUGUAAUUCUGCUAAGUAUCCGCAAUCUGUGUCCAGCUGUGCUACAAGACAGACCUGUAUUAUGAUACAUUACUUGACAUGAAGAUAUGCUCCUAUCCUGAGUUUAUUUUAUUUAUAUAGGUUGUUGUCUUUGUAUGGGUUUCUUCAAACUAUCAUGUUUGAUUCUCGUAUUGUUUUUAUCCAUAAUCCAUUCUAUAAUUGUCCAAAACAAAAUUCAAUUUAGAGUAAUUCCCUUCUCUUGUACUUUUCCCCACUAAUUUUUCUUCUCUUUGGCACAUUCCUUCGUCUUACCCGCCAUAAUUGAGGGGAAAUUACCUAUCUAGUAUCUACCAUCUAUGAGAAUGGAUUAUUUUCUUUUUAUCAAUACUUUGGACCGUUUUAUGCAUUAGUUUCACACAUAAACAUAAAAUCAGAAUGAGAGAAAUACAUUAAAACAAUAAACAUAAGUCAUAUUGACAAAAUAUGAUGUUGACUACUUCUCAUUUUAUUUUUAUUAUCUGACUGAAACGCUAAUUGAUGACUGAUUGACUACUGAAUUGUGCAACGAUAACCAAGUUGCAUAAGAAGUCACAUUUCAAGUUACUUAACAUCCAUCAACAAUGCUCAUAAAUUGACGAUGGAGCAAACACUCAGAAUUAAAAAAGUGCCCUAUGGGGUCAUUCACUUUGGAGCAAGUAAUUUUCACAAGAUUUCACCUUCAUUUUAGCAAAUCGAACCUGAUUUAUGCAUGAUCCAACCAUCGUUAGUAGUCUUCCUCACUUUCAUCCAUACAAACCUAACGAGAUUGCAAGAAAACAUAUGUAGUAGUGAGUGAGAGGUCUUGUAAUGAAAUGUCUUUUUCAUCAUUCACAAACUAGUUUUUGGUUAUCUCAUAUUCUCCUCCUCCUUCUCUCAUCAUGCACCACGUCUUUUUAUCUUCUACAAAAUGAACUCAUUUGUCCAUGUUCCAUCCGUUGGACUUGGGAGGAAGAGACGAAAAAUGAAAGAGACUAGAGAAAAGACUUUCAUUUGACAAAAAUGAAACGAUUAAAAGGUGAAAGAGAAAGAACAGCAGCGUAUAAACACCCAAAAACAAC